Cylicocyclus nassatus is the source of this 2604-nucleotide messenger RNA. The record is from the annotation of a GenBank genome assembly. Lineage: Eukaryota; Metazoa; Nematoda; Chromadorea; Rhabditida; Strongylidae.
AUGGCUAGUGAUGUUUCAGCGCAGAUAGCAUAUACAGCAACAUCAGCAACAACAACAACAACAACAACAAUCUACCCAGACUCUUCUGCAACAACUCCAAUAACAACCGCUAUAAUCUCGACAUCAACUGCGAUAUCGAAUCAAGCGACCGCAGCAGCAAAAACAGUUUUGACAACAAGCGCACCGUCAUUGACAACGUUAAGUGCAUUCUUAGAUACAGCGCAUCCAUCAACAACGAUUGUCUCUUCAGCCAGCACAUACUCUUCCGCACCAGCUACUCCCGCAACAACAAUGAUGACUUCUUCAAGAACUCGAGCCGCAAAAAAGGCAACAACUUCACCAGGUUUUGAAACACCCGAAACAACAACAAAUUCGACUUUAUCAGAAAUAGUUUCGACAACACCAUCAACGAUAGCAAUCGAACCCACAACAUCUCUUAUAAGAGUCGCAACUCUAACAACGGCAACAAUGACGUUUCCAACAACUCAAGCAGUAGGCAAAGCAGAAACAGUUUUGCAGUCAGAUAUAUUUAGAACAACAAAUACAAGUUCAAGUUCGACAGAAAGAAUAGCAGCAAAAACAACAAUAGGCACUUCACUUACAACUUUCUUUAUGACAAUUUCUACAACUCCGGAAAGAACGGCAACGACGUCCUCAAAACUAACAGAACAAACAACAACAGUUCCAAGAAUGGUGUCACCAAAAACGACGAUGACAAGUAUAAAUUCUACUCCAACGGCAACAAUAGCAACGACAAAACCAACAACAACGAAUGCCAUUUUAACCACAACUUUUCCUAAACAAACCGCUUUAAAUCCAACAAUUUCGACAAAGUUUUCAACAAUUCAUACAUCAGAUGAAACGACAGAUGUUAUAGAAAGAAAUGCAUUCAAAACGACGUUGACAAAUGUAGCUUCCUCUCCGGCAGCAACAGCAGGGACUAUAAAUUCAACAAGGAGGGUUGCCGUUCCACUUACGUUUCCCACAAAAACGACUUUGACGACUGCACCAACACUAGCAGCAACAGCAGCAAUUACGUCUCUGUCAACAAAUGCAACUAUAAAGUUAACGAAAAAUGCAAGUUCAACUGCAGAAGAGACGGCAACAGCGACAGCAAUAGUAAGUUUACCAAACAUCAUUAUUAACUCAGACACAACAAUUUUCAAAGGACAUGCAUCACCUUCAACAGCUUCAGCGAGAUUGAAUACUGAAAACGCUUCUUCUGCAACGUUCACCAAUCAUACCUAUCGAAUUACUAAUGUCUCUGCAAGUGAACUCGAAAAUUUAACAUCGACCACCAAUAAAGAAACUACAGCAACAAAUCAAACUCAAUUUUCGUCUGUCGCUGCAGAUUUGAUUGAGAGCAGCAAAGUCAGCCGUGUCAUUCACGCCGACUCAAUCUCAAACGAUGACACACAAUUGUUUAGCUCCAAAUAUCAACAAUCAUCCACUGCCGCUUUUCAAAAGAACACAUCCUUUUUACUGAAUGUAAGCCUUCAGUUUAAGGAAGAGAGUAUGCAUCAGACUAAAGUGACGUCAGAGCAAUCAAGUGAUCCAAUAGAAUCAAGUGACACAACUUUCUCAACUCCGAAAAUCUUUGAAACUCGCCACCGCCAUUCUACCGCCACGAUAGAGAAGAUGAAAUUUUCUUCUUCAUUAAAAAUCCAAGGAUUGGCGAGCAGUACUGUCAUUUUUGAUACAGAAAAAAAUGGAUUCAAAAGCUCAUUAAGAGCAUAUCUUCCAAGCACCAAAAAUGCAGGUCCUAUCAUUUCGAAGGCAUAUACAACGGCAAUAGAAGGUACAAACAAACUAGAACCAGGUGAGUCAUCUACACCAAUCAUAUCAUAUACUGCAUCAAGAUAUUCAACAUCCAUCAAUGAAGCUGGUUCGGAUUCCAGUCUUUCCUUAUCUGAAACUUCUAUGAAAUCUCCUUCUGAUACGCGUACAUAUGCUACAACGUACUUGUCAAAGAGCAACCUCUACUCCAGCAGCGUCACAUCACAAGAAACUCCAGCGCAGGAGACUUCUUCUAAGAGGCAACUACCAUCGACCACUUUUUUCAGAAAAACCUCUUUGACAAUCACAUCCAAAGAGUUUUCUUCGCGAGCAUCCAGCAGCAAACCUAUGAUGACAGCGCUCCUUGCGGCAAACGAUGCUGAAGAAGAUGUCUUUGGUAGAAACACGCCUAGCACUUAUUCAUCAUCGACUAGCAAAGGCUUAGUUACAUGGAGCGACCUGCGCACUUUGCCUGAGCAUCCCAUAAAAAUUCAGUCUUCCGAUACGCCUAGCGGAACAAGCGCCUUUGAACAACUCGGCAAGGUCUCAACACAUCCAGAUCGAGCAACGUCGCUUAAGGAAAUGAUCCAAAUGCAGACUUCUCCAGAUUCAAGCUCAAGAACUGCAAUCGAUGAUGUUACGCAAGAAAUGGAAUCUGAGAAAACUGCAUUGCAGACUUCAUCACCGAUCAACGACUUUAUCAAAAACACGGAGACCUUUGCAGAAAAGACAAACACAGCCAAUCUUGGUGCAAAUGUGUCAGAGUCCGGAUAUUGGCAGUCCAAGUUGGCAAGAUAUUCGAAAAAGUUCGGAGACAAAAAUAACUAA